This is a messenger RNA of Perca flavescens (yellow perch), 1688 nucleotides long. Its product is annotated as retinoic acid receptor responder protein 3-like. Gene Ontology annotation, biological process: N-acylphosphatidylethanolamine metabolic process. Gene Ontology annotation, molecular function: glycerophospholipid phospholipase A1 activity; A2-type glycerophospholipase activity. NCBI's taxonomy places the organism in Eukaryota, Metazoa, Chordata, Actinopteri, Perciformes, Percidae. Gene Ontology annotation, cellular component: cytoplasm. The coding region runs from base 128 to 685 and encodes 185 amino acids. The record is from RefSeq and is a predicted model, not a curated record. The transcript is spliced from 5 exons.
CUCCAUUAAGUUCUCAGUGAGGAAACAAAGCCGUAUUACUCUGGUGAAUACUUCUCCUCUUUUUCAGCAUAAAUUGGCUGCAGGUCGCCGCUACUCUUACUGAUAUGAUAUAUGAAGAAGUAAAGAGAUGGCUCCAACAAGGUUCAAUGCAAAGCCCGGAGACCUGAUCGAGAUCGACCGUGGGAUUUAUCAGCACUGGGCCAUCUACAUUGGUGGAAUGCAAGUUGUUCAUUUGACUACUCCAAAUGGUGAUUCAAGCUCUUCUGGUUCUUCGUUGAUGGUCCUGGACAGCCUCAUAGGAAAGGUGAAGCGUGAGAACAUCUGGGAGGUGGUCGGCAACAAUAGUUUCAAGGUCAACAACCUCCUAGAUGACAAGUACCAGCCUCGUGAGAGUUACAUCAUCGUGAAGGAGGCCUGUAGCAUGGUGGGUCUGAAGGUGCGGUACUCUAUCAUGAAUAGCAACUGCGAGCAUUUUGUCACAGAACUACGAUACGGCAUUCCAGAGUCUCGACAGGUUAUUGCAGCAGCUGAGAUUGGAGGGGCAGUUUUAGUAGGUGCGGGGAUUGUAGCUCUGGGUGCUGCUCUGUUCGCAUCCUGGUUCAAAGAUGACAACAAAGAAGAAAGGAGAGAAGAAAGAAGAGAACCAAGGAGACAACCAAGGAGACAUUACAAUUGGCAGCAAUGAGACAGCAAGAUGAAAGGAAAGAUCCUGCCAUUGUUUGAGUCAAUUCAACUGGCAGUGAUUAGUUUUAGUUUAAUUUAUUUCAAUCAGUCAAUCAAUCACAUAAAUACACAUCACUUACGUAACAUAAAUGUUAAAAAAAAAGACAAUAAGUGUCACCUUAGUUCAUACAGUGUCAUCUUAACUCGUUUAUAAUCAUGAUCGAGAUAGGUGUAGGUUCAAGCAUUUGCCUAUUACACCUACCCCUUUUUACAUUCUAUUCUUAUUUUUGUUCUUAGGUCCUUCAGGAUAUCAAUUUUAUAAAAUGUAAUAUCAUUCAUUUCUGUAUUUUAUAUACAUAUUAUCACACAUAUGUGCAGAAGUAAAAAAAAUAAAUAAAUACAUUCCCAUUCAUAGCCCCACUGCAUUUUUGCUCAGAGGCACAUCCGCACCUGCCCUUUUGCACCACUCAUCUACUCUUUUGUAUAUUGAUUGAUAUAUUCUACUCUUCUGUAUAUUGUAUAAUUCUGUUAUAUUUGCUGUAUAUUGACUAUUUACAACAUUCAGCAUUAUUAUAGACUUUUCAUGUUUACUGCGUUAUUUCUGAUCUACAUCACUAACUAGACCACAACCUGCACUAACUGUAUAUCGGCUCUUCACUACGUUUUAGCUUCUUACAGACUGUCUAUCUAUGCAUAUUGAGUUAUAACUGUUCUAAAUAACUAACUGAUCCACAAUUUGCAAUAUCUGUAUUUAGACCCUUUAAGCGGUGAUACAGACUGUCUUAUCACCAUAUCACUUUCGUAUAUCCUUCAGUUUACUUACACCACACAUUUGUGCCAGCUUUGUAAUACCUACUUAAUCUCCACUUUAUGUAUCCAAUAUGUAGCAUAUUGUAUUCUGCACUCCUGUAUUGUAUUGAAUCUGAAAUUGUAUGUUGUCUCACACGCCUUACGCUUUUCUUGGCCAACCUUAGACCCUGUUCUCAAUGGCCUACCUGGUUAAAUAAAGGUUAAAUAAAAAUAUA